Haemonchus placei is the source of this 453-nucleotide messenger RNA. Lineage: Eukaryota; Metazoa; Nematoda; Chromadorea; Rhabditida; Trichostrongylidae. The record is from the annotation of a GenBank genome assembly.
AUGGAGCUGACGGAAGUACUAGCAACAAUACCCGCAACGGAUCGAUGGGCACCUGGAUAUUACCACUCGUUUGGGAUUACUGAUAACUACUUUAUUCUGUUCGAGACACCAGAACGCAUCAGCCUCAUGAAGCUCAUCACGAAGCAAAUAACGUCUAUGUCUUUCAAUGACUGUAUGUACUGGGACGGAAACCUCGGUGUCAAUGUAAUUAUUUUCGAUAGGAUCAACCGGAAGCGUGUAAAACGAAAAGUAACAUCGGAUGCCUUCUUCACGUUCCACCACGCGAAUUCCUAUGAGAAAGAUGGCUUCCUCGUUCUUGACUACGCAAAAAUUAUGAGUCCAGGCAACUUUGAUGAUUUACUGCUGGAACAUAUGCGUACCGGAGGAUUCCGUUCACCGGUAUGCUUGACGGCUCAUGUUUCGACAUCCCUAUUUUUUUCACAUUGCAGAUAA